Phlebotomus argentipes is the source of this 3460-nucleotide messenger RNA. RefSeq lists its product as uncharacterized. The transcript is spliced from 3 exons. The record is from RefSeq and is a predicted model, not a curated record. Gene Ontology annotation, cellular component: extracellular region. The coding region runs from base 1495 to 3012 and encodes 505 amino acids. NCBI's taxonomy places the organism in Eukaryota, Metazoa, Arthropoda, Insecta, Diptera, Psychodidae.
UGAAUUGCUCAUUUGUAUCCCCACUUUCAUCAUGUCUCUUCUCAUCUUCCAUGUUGACAAUUUUACAUUUACGCCAUUAAAUUGGGUGGAUUUUAUUCCCGGGUGAAAUCCAUCCGCAAUUUCACACUUAUUUGGCUUCAAUUCACUCUUGAAAUCCUUUUGUUGUUAUAUAGAGAUACUUUCAUUGGGUGAUCAUUGGAGCCAAAAACCUCAUGAAAUGUGUUGCGGAAAAAGUUACUCAAUACACUUAAUAUCACGCGCACAGAGUGGACAAUUUUGUCGUGAUAAAGUCUCUCGAGGGACUGAAGGGGUGCGUCAUUAGGCGAACUGAUGGUUUGCAUUGAAUGGAGGAUAUAUUGGUUAUAUUGCAUUACUUCAUUCCAAUGAUACUGAAUGUUUAUUGAAGUGUUAUAAGUGGUAUUUUAUCUCCGAGGCAGAUAGAUUUCUAAAUUCUUGCUCUUUCCGGUCGAUUUUGCUUUAUCACUUUAUGAUAAAGGUAUAAAUUUAAAGGAAUAUAAAGUAAUCUUCCGAUUGAUAUUGAUCCCAAUUCAUCAUUUGGGCUUAUUUAAGUUCUUCAGUUCAUUUGGAGGACAGACAAUUAAAUAAAUUUUAUACUGGCAGAUCUUCUAAGCCCCGCAAUAUUCCUAAUAGUGCGCCCCUCGGUGGGAAUCGCUCGGAAAAGUGUCUAACGUGAAUGAAGCAGCACCCAGACCAGAAACUCUGCAAUGUUUGCAUAAUUUAUUUCAACGAGGGAAAACACAAGUUUUCUUUGUAUUCAUCGCCCUCAUUUUUAUUCAAACACACUAAUUAACUAUUGCUUCGUCAUUUGAUGCAAAUAUUGCAAAAUCAAGCGUCAUCUAUAAAUAAGAACCUGCGUUGUUCUCCAACAUUAGAUUACACCAGCAUGCUUAUCACGUUUUAGAGGCUUUAGCUGUAGUUUUGGUGUUGUUUUAUGCUCACAGAGGUUUAUCAACUCUUCUGUUUGAUCAUCUCUAAUUAGUUUGAUGGGAAUUUUCCACAUUUUCGCGGGCGUCAUAUUUUCCACGCAGUCUCAGAUAUCGAGCUGAAAAACUGGGUGAAAUCUUAACGGCAUUCAUAAGUGGAUUUUCAUGCUACGAAAUUCCACUGUGUGACCCUCUCGCGAAGUGCGUCGAAAUGGGCACAAGAAAAGAUGGAAGUUGUGACUGGAAAGGAAGUGUGUUUAUUUGGAAUUCUGCAUGAGUUUCUCAGGCGCCACAUCGAAUAAUUGUUGGGUAAUUAAAGAACGAUGCGAAUUCGCGGGAGUGAUCUCAAAUGGGGUUUUAAUUAGUGCGAAAAUUGUAACGAUCAAUUGACAUGAUCGUUUGGAGGCGUGAUGAAUUUGAAGAAUUUGUCUCAUAGAUUAAUAUUGAUUGGGAAUGAGUGUUUUUGCUGUAAAACAAGGGUUUUAUUGCUGUUUAUUUGGAAUGCGUUGAGAAUGUCUGUUUGAUUUUCUUGCCUGCAUGUGUUUUUUUAAUGUCUCACAAAUUGCUCGUGUGGAUAUUUAUGGCCAAUUUUGAACACAGACCAGCCCGAUCUGCCCUGAUGGACGGAGUGAGGCUGCCGCCAGUGGGAUCAUCCCAACAUGAUUGCGGUUCCCUGUCGCGCGUGGUGAUGGUGAGGAAACGCGAUCAGCGUCUGAUCAACCACAGAGGACAAGGUGAAAAUCAAUGCGAGAUCGUCACCUUUGAAACCAUCCAGACAUACAAGGGCCACAAGCCGGAUAGGACAAUUGUCCUGAAGGAGACAUGCGAUGUGGGCGAUCUCACGGACUCCAUGAGGAAUUCCCUCAGUUCCAUGAAAAUCUGCGGAAGCACUCCGCAAACGCCGAACGCGCCCAAUUCUUUGGAGCCUCCAGCCAUCACAAACGGCCACUCUGGACUCUCCACACCCAAGUCAUCGCGUCACAACAGCCCCAAUCCCGGCUCCAAAUCGCCCACGAGUCGCACUAUGAAUCUCAGCUUGCGUCACAAAACGCCCUCGCCCACGGCAAAGAGGCGUUCAGGAAUGGCAGCAGUUUUCACUGACUUUGAGGUGGAGUGCUUAAAGGCGCACAAUGAAUUCCGGGCGAGACAUAGCGUUCCUCCGCUGAGACUCAACAAGAAACUCUGUAGGCACGCUGAAGAGUGGGCCAAGAUCAUCGCAGCGCGAGGAACGCCAGUGCACAGGAACAACUCACCGUAUGGGGAGAAUAUCUUCUGCGCCUGGUCCUCUGGCGGUGGGGGAGUGAGUGUCAAUGGCAGGGAUCCUGUGGAGAAUUGGUACGCAGAAGUGGCGCAUCAUGGUUUCCACCGCGAGCCGGCAACACUCAAGACGGGUCACUUCACGCAAGUGGUGUGGCAGGACAGCAGGGAUUUGGGUGUGGGUCAGGCAAAGAAUAGAUCAGGGCAGGUGUUUGUGGUGGCAAAUUACGAUCCACCGGGCAACUUCAUCGGCAGUUUCGCUGAAAAUGUGCCUCCGGUGGGAGGUUUUCGACGCAUCAGGGAAAUUGAGAGCGAGAAAACCUCUCCAACAGUACACUUUGAGGACACCAUAGAUCUCCGAGAGUUCGCGGAUGCUGUUCUGCACCAUCACAAUGAGUUGAGGAGGAAGCACGGAGCACCUGAGUUGAUUGUUGGCCCUGAGGUGACUUUGGUGGCGCAAGAGUGGGCAGAAACGCUCGCUCAGCAGGACAGAUUUGCUCACAGGCCAAAUUCUUCGUAUGGCGAGAACAUUUACUGUCUCUGGACAUCAGAGAGCAAUGCUCGCGCUAAGCCCAGAGACGUCUGUCGCUCAUGGUAUGAGGAGGGAAAAGGAUAUACUUAUGGCGUGGAGCCAAAGGGCAUUCUCAGGGCAGGACACUUUACACAACUCAUCUGGCGCUCAUCUCGAUACCUGGGCGUGGGCAUGGCUAGAACUCAGAAGGGGAAGGUCAUCGUGGUGUGCAAUUAUCAUCCCCGCGGCAAUAUCGGUGGCCAAUUCAUUGCUAAUGUACUCCGUCCCAAGACUACAUAAACCUAAGCUUUCACCUUUGCCAUUAGAGACGCAUUUGUGCACAAAGAAAUGCGCCUUUUUGUAUUAAAGCACAUUUUCGCGCCAAAUUCUCAUCACAAAUAUUACCAGAGAAUUUAUUACUUAUUAAAAGGAAUAUAAUAACAUAUUUUGCUAACAUACAUUAUAAUAACUUAGUGAAAUUCUGGAAAAGUAUUUAAUUGAUGGUUUCCUUGAAAACUUAAUAUGAAAAUUUAAUUAGUGAUAUUGAGCAAAAUUACGAUGCAAUGUGCCAACUGUCCUGGUUUAAAAGCAAAAAGAAAGCACUUUUUUUCAAAAAGAACUUCACAAUAAAAUGCAUAAAAGCUUGUUGAGGAAACAAUGAAUGAACUCAGAGGACUGAAAAUCUUGGACUGACUUGUAGUUAGAUAUUUUGUAAAGGAGCGCGCGCUAUGAAGAAUCUGAUGAUGAG